AUGACUUCAAAGAUUGCAUUGGUAACUGGAUCGAAUCAAGGUAUUGGAUUUUGGAUUGCAAAGAAAUUGGCGUUGAACAGUAUCAAAGUUAUUGUUGCUGCUCGUGACUCGACCAGAGGAGAAGCUGCCGUAAAGGAACUCGAAGCUGAGACCAAACAGAGUUUGGACUUUGUUCAACUCGAUAUCUCUGACCAUGAAUCCGUAAAGAAUGCCGCUCACGCCAUCCAAACCAAAUACGGUCAAAUCGAUAUACUUGUAAAUAACGCUGCAAUUGCAAUCAAUCGUGAUUUCAGUCAUGAAUUAUUCAAAACUACUUUUGCACCAAAUUAUUUCGGUACUUUGGAUGUAAUCGAUAACUUCUUGCCAUUGAUAAAGAAGAAUGGUGUCAUUGUAAAUGUAUCGAGUCAAGCUGGUGCAUUGAAUAUUCUGAGUAGCGAAGAUCUGAAGAAGCAAUUUAGCAAAGAAGAUAUUACAGAGCAGGAAUUGAAGCAAUUGCUUUCUGAAUACGACGCUGCCAUUCUAGAUGGUACCUACAAAGAGAAGGGUUGGCCAACUACAGCCUAUGGAGCAUCGAAAUUAUUCUUAACCGCUCAUUCCAGAGCAUUAGCACACCAAGAUCGUUUAAAGAGCAAUGGUAUCACUAUUUUCGCUUGCUGUCCAGGAUGGUGUAAAACUAAUAUGGCUGGUUUCGAAAAACCACCACGUACCGCUGAACAAGGUAGUGAAAAGGCCGUCGAGCUUGCACUUGGCAAAGUUCCAAACGCAAUCAGUGGUCAUUUCUAUACCUCAACCAAUUAA
Molecule: messenger RNA, 798 nt
Organism: Heterostelium album PN500
Lineage: Eukaryota; Evosea; Eumycetozoa; Acytosteliales; Acytosteliaceae
Exons: 2
Coding region: 1-798 (265 amino acids)
Molecular function (GO): oxidoreductase activity
Source: RefSeq, a predicted model, not a curated record